AUGGUUUGUGAAAUUCCUUUAGUCAGUUUCACAGCUCACGGUGGAAGGAUUUCUGGUGACACGACUGACAGUGACUAUGUGUCUGAGUUCCACCAGAUGACGGAGCAGAAGAGCAGCCCCGUACGCUUUCUGAAGCGAGAGCUUCAGGCAUUGUGUGGCACCCCACGGUUUCGACAGCGGCUGCUCUUGGAAAAUGGCCUCCCCCUGGAGGAGGAUAUGGCCGUCGAGACAUCUGCCGACUUGCAGCUGAUCUUGCUCGGAUUUCCAGCGGCACAGCCGAGAGAUGCGGACGAACUGGUUCAGGCGGUGUACUUGGACAAAGUCUCCAAGGUCGAAUCGAUCCUAUAUCGCCCACAAGACCCGAACCAGUUGUCCCAUGGGCGGACACCUUUGAUGGCCGCCAUUAGUACUGGCUCCAUGCAUGCUGCAGCUUUGCUGCUGGAGGCGAUGGCAGACCCGGACAUAAAAAGCUCGGCGGGCCAUUCGGCGCUGCAGCUUGCGUGUGCUGAAGGCCAGUUGGAGAUCGCGCGCCUGCUGAUCCAGGCUGGUGCCAAAGAGCACCAAAGCAGCCGAUCGUCGAUCUUAUCUGAAGCCGCCGUGCGGGGCGACCUGGAAAUGGUGCGCGCCUUGCUGGAGAAUCAAGCGUAUGUGCGUUCCGGCAGCUUCGAUGCUUUGCAGCUGGCUGUUGAGAAUGGCUUUGCUGACAUCGUCGAGCUGCUUUUAGCCUUCCAGGCUGACACAGAGUCGACAUCUCUGUCGGCCUUUCGCCGAACAUGUCUACACAGCGCUGCCACUCGGGGAUUUCUGGAUGUUGCGAGACUGCUGCUCAAGGCAAAAGCAGAUAAGGAUCGGACCGAUAUGAAUGGAAACAGCGCGCUGGCCUUGGCAGCCGGCGAAGGACAAGCUGAGGUCGUUUCUUUGCUGCUGAAGGCGGCUGCUGCAAAGGACAACACCAACGUGGAAGGGCAGACACCACUCUUCCGCGCCUGCAUGCAAGGCCAAGAUGAUGUUGCAGGCAUGCUGCUUCAUGCAGGUGCCGACCGAGACAAAUGUGAUCUUGCAGGAGACACGCCCCUGAUUAUUGCCUGUAAGUGGAACAACAUGGACAUAGUACGCCUUCUGCUGGCCGCCGGGGCAAGCGCAGACGUGCCCAACCGGGAAUGCCAGACGCCCCUUAUCGUCGCAUCGAUGCGCGAUCACCGAUGUAUUUCGCAUCUUCUGCUGCUGUCGAACGCGGACACCGACAGCGGCGAUAAUGAUGGUCUUACGCCUCUCAUCCUCGCAGCCGAAGCCGGCCACAUGCAAAUUGCGCAGAUGUUGCUGCAGUUCAAGGCAGACAUCAACAAGGCCAACCAUGCGAAGCAAAGCCCUCUAUUCGCUGCCUCAGCGGGCGGGUGCUUGGAAAUGUGCCGCUUGCUUUUGGACUCUGGAGCAGACCAAGAGAUGCCAGACCAAAGGGGCAGAACACCUUUAGCUGUGGCUUCCGAGGAAGGUCAUCGCAGAGUGGCCCGCCUCUUGCAAGACCAUGUUCGUGAGAAG
Messenger RNA from Symbiodinium sp. CCMP2456, 1539 nucleotides. The record is from the annotation of a GenBank genome assembly. Lineage: Eukaryota; Dinophyceae; Suessiales; Symbiodiniaceae.